AUGCAUCGGACGUCGCAGCAGUUUCUGGGUGCCGUGCUCGUCACCACUGGAAGCCUCACCCUUGCGGCGCUCGGCUGGGCCGCAUGGUCUCGUCAUCGCAGGUUGCAGUCCCGUACUCGCGUCCGGGCCGUACUCCUCGACAAGUCCGAGAGCAAGAUCAAGAGCAAAACCAAGGCCACUGUUGCCUCACGCAGGUCGCGCCCGCAGCUUUCGGUUGCUAUUCCAGGGGAGGAGGAUACAGGUUGGGCCGGGGCUGCCUCUCGCCGUGUGCCCGAGGCCGAGCUGGCGACGCCGGCGGCGGCUCUGGACGCUGGUUCCUUGUCGGCACCGGUGCUCCCGUCGUCGAUCUCGGUUGUGGCCGCUGUUGCCGAUGCGCCACCGCUGGCAGCCGGCCUGACCUUGCUCCCGCCGCCGUUGACCCCUCUCGGCGCAGGAUCGGACGAAGUCUUUCUUGAAGGCGCGAUUGUGCGCAGAGAGGCGUACACCGCCGCCCGCGAUGUGUUGGCACAUGUUCUUGCUGCAGUGGUGCGUGAUGCGCCAGCGCUCGACGCCCACGGCGCGCUCGGGCUAGAGCUGGACCCAACGCAGGCCGUCACGCCCGAAGCGCUGACUGUGCCAGGAACUGUUGCUAUGCACGGCGAGUAUGUGUUCAACUAUACCGAUCCCGACCGACGGGCUCGGAUAGCCGCUGGUCUCGGGGCGGCAAUGGGGCCAGAGCGCGAGUCGGGCAUUCCACAGCUUGGUGGUGCGAAGCUGCUUUCGAUGAUGCACCGCCCGCCUGUUGCAGGCAUCGACUCUUGCGUGUACCACUUGGGCGUGCUCAAGCAGAUGGAUGACGGCCCGUGCGGAUACCAUGCGCUGUACAACGCACUUGUCGGCAUUGCGCUCUGUCAGGUGCGGCUGAACGACGUGGGCGCGCGCAACCACGCGCUUGCGCUCUUCAACGCCCGCACCCCGUUCUGGUGGUUCUACGCUCACCUUGAGGCUGCGCUGGUAGUCGAGGCCCGCUCACGCCUUGCCCGCUACGGCAGCGAGGCUUUUCCGUGGCGCGAGUGCGAUGUGCGGUCCGGGGUUCUGGAGCGAGCGCAUGUGGCGUGGCUCCUUGCGCAUCAUCCGCUAUUUGUCCGGGCCGGUGCCCAUUUGUUCUCAGUCCUUCCCGCGAGCAACCCGCAGGAGAUCGCGAACGGGUCGAUGUCGCUUGAUGAGCUCGACACGCUCGACGCGGUGCUGGAGCACUUUGCAGGCCUGCCGCACUAUGCGCACGCCUUUGUGCUCGGGGCACACUCGCACUGGAUCACGGUGGUGGCGCACAAGCGGCACGGUUCCAUCGAGUGUCUCUUUCUCGACUCAAACAACGUCGACCUGUUUGGCUACGCUGACCCACAGCUCGCGGCGUUUCUGCAGCAGCCAACGUCGUACAUGUUUGCCGAGUCGGGAGCAACGCCGCGCGCGGUCGAGACUGAGGACGAGGAGUACGGGCUGAUGCUCCGCGCCGCGCGCGGCACGGCCGAGCUCAUGAUCGACUGGAUCACAGGGCGGACAGCGCUCAAGACGUUUGUGGCUGACACUGUUGUCCGCCUCAUGCUCUCCAAGUUUGAACACCGUGUCCUGCGGCGGUCGCCUUACGGCGGCGCGCUCUCGCUCGAGGGUGCGCUCGGGCAUGAGCAAUUUCUUGCUUGGCUUGUCGAGUGGCUGACUCACUGGGAUCCACCCGCCACUCUACGUGCGGGACCGCUGGCCACGCUCCGCCAGCUCGGGGCAGCCUACCUCUCGCCGGAGCUCCGCAACCGGGUUCUGGAGUGGGCGCUGCUUGUCGGCUCAUCACCGGUUGUUGCCUCGUCGCCGCAUCCCGCUGUCGGCGAGCUGCGACUGGUGCUUCACGAGGUAGUCGCGCUGACGGGGGCGCCGUAG
Messenger RNA from Thecamonas trahens ATCC 50062, 1911 nucleotides. RefSeq lists its product as uncharacterized. The transcript has a single exon. The record is from RefSeq and is a predicted model, not a curated record. Bases 1 to 1911 code for a protein of 636 amino acids. Lineage: Eukaryota; Apusomonadida; Apusomonadidae.